CUCACUGCUGAUUGGCCGGAACCCGUCUGACCGCAUCAGGAUGCGAUUGGGCGGGGCUGUGGGCGGUGCCGCAGUGAGCCGCUGUCAUGGCGGAGCUGAGCGAGGCGCUGCUGUCGGUGUUGCCGUCCAUCCGGGUGCCCAAGGCUGGCGACCGCGUCCACAAGGACGAGUGCGCCUUCUCCUUCGACACGCCGGAGUCAGAUGGCGGUUUGUAUAUCUGCAUGAACACGUUCCUGGGCUUUGGGAAGCAGUAUGUGGAAAAGCACUAUCAGAAAACAGGCCAGCGGGUCUACCUGCACCUCAAAAGAACACGUAAACCGAAGGAAGAAGACACCAAUUCCAGCGCUGGGGACCCCCCAAGGAAGAAACCAACUCGUUUGGCUAUUGGUGUAGAAGGUGGAUUUGACAUCACAGAAGAAAAGUUUGAAUAUGACGAAGAUGUAAAAAUAGUAAUUUUUCCAGACCAUUUGGAUAUUCCUCGUGAUGGGCUGGAGGGCCUACCAGAUAUGGUCAGAGACAGGAUUGCCAGUGCAAUUGAGGCCAUCCUGACAGCAGAUUCAGCCUCACGGAAGCAGGAGGUACAAGCUUGGGAUGGAGAGGUUCGACGUGUUUCCAAACAUGCUUUUUCCCUGCACCAACUUCAGAACGAUGUCCGCAUCCCACCAUGUGGCUGGAAGUGCAGCAAGUGUGACAUGAAGGAGAACCUGUGGCUGAACAUGACGGACGGAGCCAUCCUCUGUGGCCGGCGCUACUUUGAUGGCAGUGGUGGCAACAAUCACGCGGUUGAGCAUUACAGGGAAACUGGCUACCCACUGGCUGUGAAACUGGGAACAAUUACUCCUGAUGGGGCUGAUGUCUACUCCUAUGAUGAGGAUGACAUGGUGUUGGAUCCCAACCUGGCAGAACACCUGGCACACUUUGGGAUUGACAUGCUCAAGAUGCAGAAGACAGACAAAACAAUGACAGAACUGGAAAUAGACAUGAAUCAGCGCAUUGGGGAGUGGGAGCUCAUCCAGGAGUCUGGCGUGCAGCUCAAGCCUCUCUAUGGGCCUGGGUACACUGGUAUCCGUAACCUGGGCAACAGUUGCUACCUCAAUUCUGUGAUGCAGGUGCUGUUCAGUAUCCCAGACUUCCAGAGAAAGUAUGUGGACAAGCUGGAGAAGAUAUUCCAAAGCGCACCUUCGGACCCCACACAGGACUUCAGCACACAAGUAGCCAAAUUGGGCCAUGGACUGCUUUCUGGGGAGUAUUCAAGGCCAGCCUCUUCAGAUGGGGAACAGCAGCCUGAUCAGAAGGGUAUGCAAAAUGGCAUUGCUCCACGCAUGUUUAAGUCCCUCAUCGGAAAGGGGCACCCAGAAUUUUCCACUAACCGACAGCAGGACGCCCAGGAAUUCUUUCUGCACUUCAUCAACAUGGUUGAGAGGAACUGCCGCAGCUCGGAGAACCCUAACGAGGUCUUCCGUUUUCUGGUGGAGGAGAAGCUGAAGUGCCUGGCCACAGAAAAGGUGAAAUAUACCCAGCGUGUGGACUAUAUUAUGCAGCUGCCUGUGCCAAUGGAUGCUGCACUCAACAAAGAUGAACUACUGGAAUAUGAGGAGAAGAAGAGGCAGGCAGAGGAGGAGAAGCAGCCACUGCCUGAGCUGGUGCGAGCCAAGGUGCCUUUCAGCUCCUGCCUAGAGGCCUAUGGAGCUCCAGAGCAGGUGGAUGAUUUCUGGAGCACAGCCUUGCAGGCCAAGUCUGUGGCUCUCAAAACAACACGGUUCGCCUCUUUCCCGGAUUAUCUGGUCAUCCAGAUCAAGAAGUUCACUUUUGGUCUGGACUGGGUGCCCAAAAAGCUUGAUGUUUCGAUUGAAAUGCCGGAGGAGCUGGAUAUCUCUGCACUGCAGGGAACAGGGCUGCAGGAUGGAGAAGAGGAAAUGCCAGACAUCGCACCCCCACUGGUGACACCAGACGAGCCCAAAGGUAGCCUGGGGUUCUAUGGCAACGAGGACGACGACUCCUUCUGCUCCCCUCACUUCUCCUCUCCGACAUCACCCAUGUUGGAUGAGUCGGUGAUUAUCCAGCUAGUGGAGAUGGGCUUUCCCAUGGAUGCCUGCCGCAAAGCCGUGUAUUACACAGGGAACAGUGGGGUUGAAGCGGCCAUGAACUGGGUCAUGUCACAUAUGGAUGAUCCAGACUUUGCUAACCCAUUAGUUCUCCCUGGAUCCAGUGGACCGGGGUCAACUAUUGCCUGCCCAGACCCCCCUUCAGAAGACAGUGUGGCCACCAUUGUCUCCAUGGGCUUCUCCCGGGACCAGGCUAUGAAAGCGCUCAGGGCCACGAACAACAGUCUGGAGCGUGCUGUGGAUUGGAUCUUUAGCCACAUUGAUGACCUUGAUGCAGAAGCUGCUAUGGAUAUCUCAGAAGGGCGCUCCGCAGCUGAUUCCAUCUCUGAAUCCGUCCCUGUGGGUCCCAAAGUGCGCGAUGGGCCUGGAAAAUACCAGCUGUUUGCCUUCAUCAGCCACAUGGGCACUUCGACUAUGUGUGGACACUAUGUUUGUCACAUCAAGAAAGAUGGCAGGUGGGUGAUCUACAACGACCAGAAACCCUAG
Molecule: messenger RNA, 2591 nt
Organism: Empidonax traillii (willow flycatcher)
Lineage: Eukaryota; Metazoa; Chordata; Aves; Passeriformes; Tyrannidae
Gene: USP5
Product: ubiquitin specific peptidase 5
Exons: 21
Coding region: 87-2591 (834 amino acids)
Biological process (GO): protein deubiquitination
Molecular function (GO): cysteine-type deubiquitinase activity; zinc ion binding; protein binding
Source: RefSeq, a predicted model, not a curated record